AUGAAUCACGAUCCGUUUCAAUGGGGAAGACCCUCUAACGAUACUUAUGGUCCAUACAACCACAGAAUUGCACAAGCCAACAAUGCCGAAUUCAUUGAUCACUCCAACACUAGUCUUCAUAGUGCUUUUCCAAAGAUGAAUACUCAGCAACCUAUAAUUACUGGUACUUCUGUGAUUGCGUCAAAAUUCUCCAAUGGUAUAAUUAUGGCUGCAGACCAUGUUGGUUCUUAUGGCUCGCUCUUGCGAUUCAAUAAUAUCCAACGAUUGAUCCGCGUCGGCUCAGAAACUGUGGUUGGUAUUUCGGGAGACAUUUCAGAUUUACAAUACAUUGAACGAUUAUUAGACGAAUUGGAGAUUGAAGAAGAGGUUUACGAUAACGAGGCUGAUGGUGCAAAUGCAUUUUUGCGUGCUCCAAAUGUCCAUGAGUACCUCUCUCGAGUAAUGUACAACAGAAGAUCCAAAAUGAACCCAUUGUGGAAUAGUAUCGUGGUUGGUGGAUUUGAUAGCGAGAGGAAGCCCUUUUUGAAGUACGUUGAUUUGCUUGGUGUAACAUAUCAUGCAUCAACUAUUGCCACGGGAUUCGGUUCACAUUUGGCAAUCCCAUUGUUGAGACAAUUGAUUCCAGAGGACAAAGAUUACGUCAAAGUGAAUGAGACAGAGGCACGGAAAGUUGUGGAUGAUUGCAUGAGGGUCUUGUUCUAUAGAGAUGCUAGAUCGGGCGAACAGUUUUCUCGUGUAGUGAUUACUUUUGAUGACGAAAAAAGCGGGAACGAUAAAAUCAACUUUGAGUUUGUCAAGGAUGUUAAGGUCGAGAACCAAAGCUGGAGGUUUGCACAGGAUAUUAGAGGAUAUGCAAGUAAGCAACAGUAG
Lodderomyces elongisporus is the source of this 870-nucleotide messenger RNA. RefSeq names its product proteasome core particle subunit beta 7 (gene PRE4). Gene Ontology annotation, cellular component: proteasome core complex. The record is from RefSeq and is a predicted model, not a curated record. Lineage: Eukaryota; Fungi; Ascomycota; Pichiomycetes; Serinales; Debaryomycetaceae. The transcript has a single exon. Bases 1 to 870 code for a protein of 289 amino acids.